Messenger RNA from Acanthocheilonema viteae, 651 nucleotides. NCBI's taxonomy places the organism in Eukaryota, Metazoa, Nematoda, Chromadorea, Rhabditida, Onchocercidae. The record is from the annotation of a GenBank genome assembly.
AUGCUGACAUCCUUUUUGGUGAUUGUUCACUGUGCGCUUGUUCAAAAUACAAUUUCAUUUUUUGGUUUAACGGAUGAUUUCGAAUUGGAUGGACAGCUUCCAAGCGUUACGUGUCGACAGUGUGUUCAAUUAUGGCAUAUGUUAGCUAAAGAUUCUCAUUCUACGUGUGGACCGCAUUCACGUACUUGUACGGGCAACGUUUGUUUUAUGAGACAAUGCAAAAAUUGUCCGGUAUACCAGUAUAUGGCCGGUUGUUUGACAUUAACUGAUUGGCAACUUACCGAUUUAACAUUUUCACGACAACGUGCUGAAUUACUUACGACACGUGUAGGAGCUACGCUUCUUUGUGAAGAUUCCGUGAAUCAAACGACCUGUGUUUGCAAUCGUAAAAAUAAAUGCAACGAUAUUCAUGCAAGAGCGCCAUUUUCAACGUAUAGUGCACCACUUUUCGGUGGUAUUAUAAAUUUUGAUGCAGUAAUCGCCAAAAUAGAUCCAUACUACAAUGAUAUGUUCCGAUCGAAGCAUAUAUCAAAGCAUUACACAACUGAUAUGGCUAUCAGGACAAUAUCUCUUCAAGCAUUCUUUCUAAAUUGCUCAGCGCUCCUUCUUUCAUUAUUCUUGCCUUUAUACAAUGGAUAUUUUGAUAUCUAA